Molecule: messenger RNA, 1878 nt
Organism: Chaetomium globosum CBS 148.51
Lineage: Eukaryota; Fungi; Ascomycota; Sordariomycetes; Sordariales; Chaetomiaceae
Exons: 4
Coding region: 1-1878 (625 amino acids)
Source: RefSeq, a predicted model, not a curated record
AUGACGCCGACGUCCAAGGAGGCUCGACGAGCCGAGUGGAAGAAGCUGAAUUUUGCGGGCACCAUUGAUUGGGCUGUUGACCUACAAAGGUUCGGCGAAGAAGACAAAGCCGUCCCCACCGACCUGCCCAGCCCGGGAGAGGAGGGCCCGCUCCCGCCUUUCCCACCCGAAAAAAAAGGAGUGAAUAUAUCCAACAUCAUCGCCUGGGACGAUGAAGAUGUUGAGCUGAACCAGCUUUGCAAAUUUGGGUGCAAGUACGGCGUCUGCCCGGGCGACGUUUGCACGACACCGAUUGUUGACCUCGACCCUGGUGAUGACCCCGGGGACGCUAUGAACGACCCAAACUACGUCGACACUGGAGAUACUCGCUAUUCGAACCGGAUGGGCUGUGUCCUCUCACAGGAUCCGCGAGAGUGGGGGCGGUCAAUAGCGGCGUGCAAAUCGGUGUGUGCGCCGUACAUUGCGGAGGCUGAGGCUGAGAACAGGACUACAAACUACGGGUGUGUGGUCUGGCAACCAAAGGGCGCUCCAGAUCCGUACCACACGAUUACCGGACUGCCUGGAAAGUGGGCAAAUGGCGAAUGCAACUGCGAUAACGUUGUCAUUAAUGAGAUUGCCGACACGGUAAUCGAAGCAAUGCCCGCCAUUGCUCAGACGGCCUGCUAUAUCGUCAUGUCAUCUUUCAAGUUGGUCCUCGACAUUGGGACGACUAUCGCAACCGGCGGGACCGGCCGGGUCUUGACCGCCGGUUUAGAUUUGCUCCUCACUGCUGCGGAAAUGGCCUCGUACAUUUAUCCAGAGACCGAAGAUCCCGAAGGAGCCUUCUCAUGGUGGCUCUCUCCAUGCGGAGGCACAGAUCUGGUCCCGGACGAGGUCAAAGAAGUGUUCGACAUCCUCAACUCCAUUGCUGAUGGUAUAUCGAGCUUCAAAAAGCCCAAGAAUAUCCCCAAGGGAUCCGGAAGAAAGGGAGAUUCGGGCAACCCCAACGACCAGACCACGCCCCGAGCCCCCGGCCCCAACCGUGGCCCCAAACCGAAAUGCGAGAUAGCCACGUCCAAAAAAUCCCAACGACUUUAUGCGGGCCGCAACGUUCUCCGGAUUUUGGAGUGUGUUAAAGACGAAACCAAAACGACCGAGUACAUCAUUACAUCCAUCAUUUCGGCACAAAAUGCAGUCGCUACUCAGGUCCAACAUCAGUGCAAGGCGGCCUGGAAACAGGCCUGCUAUCAUUACAGCUCGGCCAUCCGGGUGAAUCCCCAAUGGGCCGUGCUAACAUGCCCUCCCGAGGCCGCGACAACGGCCAAGCUCCGUACCGUGGAUUCGCCAGCUCUACACAAGUGGGAAAAUGAGCACAAUGGCGCUGGUUGGAAAAUAAAAAACUGCGACAGAGACGAAUUCCCCCCGGCAUAUUUCCUAAAUGAUCAGAUGCCCGAGUGGUACUUGGGCGGGCAAGACAAGCGAGGCCAGCUGGUGCGAUAUAUCCCCAACAGGCAGAACCAAGACGCUGGCAACGGCAUGUUCAAGCGCGUCUGUUUCAACGGUCCCGUCAAGGCCUUGUCCGACCGCGACUUCAAGGAUAAGGUCGUGCGCGCCCCCGCACAUCUGACCUCGGUCGUCGUCGUCAACAAGGUUAAAACAAGAACCCUGGCCGCCGUCACCGUGGACGAAUGGCCCGAGUUUGCCAUCACGGCCUGGGACCACGCGGCCAACCCACCCGUCGACGACGGCCUCUCGGACAACCCGUGCUGGCCCAAGGCCUACGCGCCCACCGAUCCGGGCUUUGCCCUGUUGAAAAUCGACCCUUGGUACCAGGCUCACCCAAACGCGCUUAAAUGGAAGUACGAUGAGGACUACGUCCAGGGUACGAACGGAGACUGA